CAGGGGUCCCCAAACCCCGGGCCGCGGCCCGGUACCGGUCCGCGGCUUGGUUGGAACCGGGCCGCGGAAAAAAAGUGAAUAAAUAAAGUUGUAAUUUUUUUUUUUUUAAUCAGUCGGAAAAAUAUUUUAUUUUGAAAAAGGACCGGAUCCACCCAUGUGUACGUCUGAGCCGCGUUCAGGAGUCUUAAAGUUCGGGUUUAUCGCUGCAGGCGAGUCUCACGCGCCGAACCCUCUGCUGGCGGCACAGUGCCAAAGAAUCUUAAAACAGAUUCAACCUGCUCAAUGAAUUCUGUCACUUCAGGGAAAUGACAACUGUUUUCAAGUUGGCCGAUAAAGUCGCUGCUGCAGGGCGAGUGAACAGCGGAACAUUCUACAUGUUUCAGACGUUGACCGGGUGGAAGAGGCUUUUAAAAGAGUUUGAGCGGUACUCCAACCACAAAAGACCCGACUGCAAAAGAAUAGACCUGCAACCCAUUUGUAAACAAACCCACCCGGUGAAUCGAGCCCGUCCGAGCAAGAAAAAAAUGUGCUGGAGAUGCAAAUGACGGUGGCCUGAAGGGACAUUUCACACAACAACUCUGCCGGUGUUCUAAUGACAGCGACCAGAACUCGGUGAGGAGCAGCGGACCAAACACAGGUCUGUGUCGCCGUCUCCAUUAGCGGCUCGUUGCAGGUGUUCUCUAAACCGUGGCAACAUGUGGGCGACUAGCCUGGCAGCCCUGGUCCUCCUGGCCUCGUCAGCUACUGCUGCCACCACGGCCUCUCCAGACAAAGUCCUGAGUACCCACGCCACUAUCCUGGCUGACAACAGCGCAAAGCUGGCUUUCAAGCUCUACCAAAACAUGGCCAAGGAAAAAGGUUUAGAAAACAUACUCAUAUCCCCCGUCGUCGUGGCCUCCUCUCUGGGUCUGGUGGCUCUCGGGGGCAAAGGUUCCACUGCCUCUCAGGUAAAAACCCUUCUGAAUGCGGCUAAAGUCAAAGACGAGCAGCUGCACACCGGUCUGGCCGAGCUCCUGACCGAGGUGAGUGACCCGAAGACCCGCAAUGUCACCUGGAAGAUCAGCAACCGCCUGUACGGACCCAGCUCCGUCACCUUUGUGGAGAAUUUCAUCAAGAGCAGCAAGAUGCACUACAACUGUGACCACUUCAAAAUCAACUUCAGAGACAAGAAGAGUGCUUUGAGCUCCAUCAACGAGUGGGUGGCCAAGUCUACCGAUGGCAAGCUGCACGAGGUAAUUAAGGUAGUAGAGCAGACUGACGGGGCGAUGAUCGUCAACGCUAUGUUCUUCAAACCUCACUGGGAUGAGCAGUUCCAUCAUAAGAUGGUGGACAGCCGUGGGUUCAUGUUGCCCAAUAGCUACACCAUUUCAUUGCAGAUGAUGCACCGCACAGGCCUCUACGGCUUCUACAGUGACAAAACCAACAAGUUAACUCUCCUGAGCAUGCCUCUGGCUCACAAGAAGUCCACGGUGCUGUUCAUUCUGCCCCACCAAGUGGAACCUCUGCAGAGACUGGAGAAGAUGCUGACCAAGAAGCAGCUGGACGUGUGGAUGGGCAAGCUGCAGCAGACGGCGGUGGCCGUGUCUCUGCCCAAAGUCAGCAUGGAAGUCAGUCACGACCUGCAGAAACACCUCGGGGUGCUGGGCCUGACGGAGGCCGUGAACAAAUCCAAAGCCGACUUGUCCAGAAUGUCCGGGAAGAAGGAUCUCUACCUGGCCAGCGUGUUCCACGCCUCCGCCAUAGAGUGGGAUACCGACGGCAACGAAAUGGAUAUGAGCAUCUUAGGCACAGACACGCUGAAGAACCCCAAACUGUUCUACGCAGACCACCCGUUCAUCUUCAUCGUAAAGGACCAGAAGACAAACUCCAUCCUGUUCUUAGGCAGGAUGGUCCGGCCGAAGGGCGAUAAGAUGAGAGAUGAGCUGUGACCACAUUCACCUGAAAGCCCGGCUCAGUGUGUGUGUGUGUGUGUGUGUGUGUCUUUGUGUGUGUGUGUAUUUUCUACUGUGGGAUGCCGAGAGCGGUGGGAAAUGAAAGCGCAUUCCUUAAUGUCACAUGACAUCAGCAUUCCACAAUACAUGGCUGAAGAGAUGUGUUCAAACUUAGUGAACAAAGUAUUGUGCACUCCCCUCCUUUUUUUAUAUCUUGAAGAAUAUUUGAUAUCUUUCUUUUUUUCGUUCUACAUUGGCAGAUCACAAUGUGGACUGAAGACUUACAUUAAGUAUGAUUUCCCUGAUUAAUGUCUGAAAUGCUGUUGACCAGUCUUAACAAUGUUCUUAGGUGGACAACAAUCUUACUUCUGCAGAGAUUUGAUGGUGCUCAUUGUUUAAAUUAACAAAAUGUUUCAGUUUGUCAAGUGCGACUGCUUUUAAUUUGUAAACUCUGAGAAAAUGAAUAAUUGUUUCGCGUUCCACGACAAGCAUUUAGUUAGAACCAAGGUGCGACAUUGACGUUUUUUCUUGUUAUUGAUCAGGCACUGACCUACACUGGCAAACAACCCAAAGCACAGCAGAUUUAAGUUUAAAAAACCCCAUCUAUUUCACAAUGUGUGCACGCACAAUUUGACAAUUUCACAAUAUGAAUUGUUUCAGACUGUUACAGUUUUUGCAAUAAAAGCGCAGGAAAAGAAUAA
Pseudoliparis swirei is the source of this 2632-nucleotide messenger RNA. RefSeq names its product serpin peptidase inhibitor, clade H (heat shock protein 47), member 1a (gene serpinh1a). Lineage: Eukaryota; Metazoa; Chordata; Actinopteri; Perciformes; Liparidae. Gene Ontology annotation, cellular component: endoplasmic reticulum. Gene Ontology annotation, biological process: collagen fibril organization; negative regulation of endopeptidase activity. The record is from RefSeq and is a predicted model, not a curated record. The coding region runs from base 696 to 1928 and encodes 410 amino acids. The transcript is spliced from 5 exons. Gene Ontology annotation, molecular function: serine-type endopeptidase inhibitor activity.